AUGGAAAUUGUACCAAAAUUUUACAAUGGCCAAGUUGAUUGUAUCACUUCUCCCGAUUAUAUUGCAAUUGAAUUUUUAAGUGACUAUCGUUUAACGGAUGAUACAGUAUUUUUAUCAAACGAUCAUAUCGAAAUGGUUUUACAAAAGUUAGGAUACUUUCAUGGCAUGAAUUAUGUGAUUAAAGAAACUGAUUGUAGACAAUUUGAAAUGUUUCGUAAACAGUUUGUGGAAACACGUUUUAAGAAAUUUUCAUUUGAUCGACGACGGAUGUUAUUUGAGUGGUACAUUAAUGCGGCUAUGAUGCGUGGUUUUCGGUAUGUUCCAAAUUUGAAUCGAUUUUCUGGGAAAAUUAUUGACAUGCUCCAAAAAAAAUUCCAGGAUCCCCACAAUAUGUGUUGUGACUUAAUUCAACCAAAAAAUGAUAUUGCCGUAUUAUGUCAUGGCGAUUUCAACCGAAACAAUUUAAUGUUUAAAUACACUGACAACAAUAAACUUAAAUCAUUAAAAAUAAUUGAUUUCCAAACAGUUCGUUACGCUUCACCAGCUACUGAUUUAUCAUUAUUUCUAUCAAUGAACGUCAACUAUCAAUUAUUAGAACAAAAUUUCGAAAGAUUCUUUAAAAUUUAUCACAAUGCAAUAAUGCAGACAAUUAAAAAACAUUCACCAAAAACAGAUUUACGAAAAUAUUCACUUGAAGCAUUUCUAAAAGAUUAUGCUGAACAUGCGAUCUAUGGUUACCACAUAAUUGUAUUUUUUAUGGAAAUUAUGGAUGAUCCACAAAGUGAUUUUACACGUGAUCCAGAAUAUAUGAAAUGUGAUACGAUUGAAGAGAUGCAAACUCAAAUGUCAAAAAAAUAUGUGUACGAUGAACGUGGAAUUUAUCGUUUGUAUAAUUCGACGUCGCGAUUUGGAUGA
This is a messenger RNA of Chrysoperla carnea, 915 nucleotides long. RefSeq lists its product as uncharacterized. The record is from RefSeq and is a predicted model, not a curated record. Bases 1 to 915 code for a protein of 304 amino acids. NCBI's taxonomy places the organism in Eukaryota, Metazoa, Arthropoda, Insecta, Neuroptera, Chrysopidae. The transcript is spliced from 4 exons.